Molecule: messenger RNA, 9981 nt
Organism: Sphaerodactylus townsendi
Lineage: Eukaryota; Metazoa; Chordata; Lepidosauria; Squamata; Sphaerodactylidae
Gene: PCDH7
Product: protocadherin 7
Exons: 3
Coding region: 2021-5800 (1259 amino acids)
Biological process (GO): homophilic cell-cell adhesion
Cellular component (GO): plasma membrane
Molecular function (GO): calcium ion binding
Source: RefSeq, a predicted model, not a curated record
GUCUGCAGAAGCGGCAGCCUCGGCGGCAGGAGGGAGGGGAGGGCGCAGGAAGGAAGGCAGCCGCCGCGCUCCUCCAAGCACUUGGGGCAAAACUUGAGGCUCGGCCCCCUCCCGCCGCCCCCGCGCGCUCUGCCCUGCUUUGCCCCGGGCCCUUGGCCGGGCGGCGCUGCCUUUUCUCCGCCGGGCUGGGCGGCGAGAGAGCGGGAGCGCAGCCAGCCAGCGAGCUUUCUGCACCAACCAGCCGCACUCCAGGCAGCGGCGGCGGCGUUUGCAAACAGACCUCGGCGGGAGCCGCGCUGCCAUUCGCCCCUGGCGGACUCGGAGCAUCUCCCAUUGGCGACCCACGCUCUGCCUUGAGUCUUUUUUUUUGGAGGGGGGGAUCCAUCGCAUCAACUGGACAGCUGCAUCCCCCUACCCCUCCUUGCCCCCUCCCCAGGCCGGAGAUACAGAUGCGAUCCAGCCCUGCUAAUUCACGUGGGAAGAGGAGCCGGUGACACCGUUUCCCCCAACCCUGCGGGUGCAAGAAUUUGGGGGGCGCAGCUGGACUUUGAGGGGGGGGGGCUCACGCUUGAACUUAACGACCCCCCACCCAGAGGGGGAAAAAAUAAAGAGUGAAGUUCGCAGCUGCCGUUUCUUUUUACCUGCAUUGGGACGCCUCGGAAGCAACAGAGGGAGAGGGGACCGCAGUCUGGUUUCUGCCUCCUCGCUCGCCUGCCUGCCUGCCGCGCAAACGCAGGUAAGGCAGACCCGCACACACCCCAACUGCGGCGGCGAAAGCAAACUCGGGAACGGUGGGCCUGCCGUUCCGCCGAGAAGGAGGACCGGUUUCGUCUCGCCGAGGUGUUUUUAUUUUUUUCCCUACCUACCCCCCUGCAGCCUCCUGACAGCCCGGACCCACACCGUACCACAUUUGCGGGCUGCUUUGUGACCUUGCGCAGAGUUGCGCGCGUUUGAAUUAUAUUCCUCCUCCCUCCCUUUUUUUUUAAAGACGAACCAUCCCCCGGAGAAGGCGCCGCACAUCGAGGGAGACCGGCUCUCGGGAUGGAUUUGGACUCCCUCUCCUGCCGUGCCUGGGAGAUCUCUGGCUGAAAACGACCUGGGAAGCUCUCUACCCGCCAAGCCCCCCCCCCCCCCUCAAUCUGUUGACACUGCCACGGCGGAGCUGGGCUACUGGGGUGCUCCCCCCCCCUCUUCUAUCGAGGAAAGGAUUUGGAUUUCUCCCUCCCUCCCGGAUAGCUCUUUGAAUGAAGCGGUUGACACCCACCCCCCUCCCCUUCCCCUCCGCGUGUGUGCCUGCUGUAUGCGGAGCGCCAGAGCCGGAGACCAGCCAAUUCCACGCUGCCUGCCGGGGGAGGAAGAAGACGAGCCGCGCCAGUCGCCCUGCCAGGCUGGACUAAGGGGGGACCUGCAGGGAAGCGAGGAGGGAGGGGGGCGCUGGAAGAGACGGCGGUCCCCCCACAUCGCCGCGGCGCCUUCCUCUCUCUGGCAACCCCGGCAAAGUGAUUACCGUCCCCUCGCCCGAGCAGAAAAGGGGGAGGAGACGGGGGAGGAGGAAGCGAAGACGCCCCCCCCCCUCCAUCCGAGCUGGCCGAGACGCAUCUUUAAACCCACGGGAAAAAAAAAGGCAGCUACACUUGCCCCGUGAACUGUGAGUGCAGAGCAGCUGCAGGAAGCGAGAGAGGAAGAGGACAGCCGGCGGUGGCGGGGUGUGAUUUGUUUUUUUGGGGGGGUCGCUGCCUUCCUUUUGUCUCUGCCCCCCCCCUUCCACCCAACGCGUCAGAUCAGGAUGAGAGGCGAAGUUUUGGCCGGAGCCGAAGGAUUUUUAUAAUUGGGUUUCUUCACCCCUCGACGACCAGCUUUUUUGGGGGGGGAUUGAAUCCCCCCUCCCUCCGAGGGCUUGCCAAAGGGGAGGGGGCGUUUUCUCGGCCAGGGGGGGCAGCCGGAGCUGCGCUGUGCGGGUGAGGGGCGGUGUGUGUGUGUGGGGGGGUGCCUUUUUUGUGCCGGGGUGUCCGAGGCGGAGAUGUGGAAGAUGCGGACGCUGGUGGGAUCGCUGAAGGGCUGGUGUUGCUGCUGCGGCUUGCUGCUGCUGCUGCCUCCGCCGCUCCGGCUCAGCCUGGCGGCGGCCAAGCAACUGCUCCGCUACCGGCUGGCCGAGGAAGGGCCGGCCGACAUCCGCAUCGGCAACGUGGCCUCGGACCUGGGCAUCGUGACCGGCUCGGGCGACGUGACGUUCAGCCUGGAGUCCGGCUCGGACUACCUGAAGAUCGACAACAUGACGGGCGAGCUGAGCACCACGGAGCGGCGCAUCGACCGCGAGAAGCUGCCGCAGUGCCAGAUGAUCUUCGACGAGAACGAGUGCUUCCUGGACUUCGAGGUGUCGGUCAUCGGGCCCUCGCAGAGCUGGGUGGACCUCUUCGAGGGCCGGGUCAUCAUCCUGGACAUCAACGACAACACGCCCACCUUCCCCUCGCCCGUGCUGACCCUCACCGUCGAGGAGAACCGGCCCGUGGGCACGCUCUACCUGCUGCCCACCGCCACCGACCGGGACUUUGGCCGCAACGGCAUCGAGCGCUACGAGCUGCUGCAGGAACCUGGCGGCGGCGACAGACGGGGCGGAGGGGCCGCCAGCUCGGGGGCCACCUCCGCCGCCUCGGACGGCGCCCUCUACCCCGGGGGUAGCAAGAGGCGGCAGGACACCGACGGCGCCGCCCGCAGCAGCGUCUUCGAGCUGCAGGUGGCCGACACCCCCGACGGGGAGAAGCAGCCGCAGCUGAUCGUCAAAGGGGCGCUGGACCGCGAGCAGCGCGACUCCUACGAGCUGAGCCUGCGGGUGCGGGACGGCGGCGACCCGGCGCGCUCCUCGCAGGCCAUCCUGCGCGUACUGAUCACCGACGUGAACGACAACAACCCCCGCUUCGAGAAGGCCGUUUACGAGGCGGACCUGGCCGAGAACAGCAGCCCCGGCACGCCGAUCCUGCAGCUGCGGGCCGCCGACUCGGACGUGGGGGUGAACGGGCAGAUCGAGUACGUCUUCGGGGCGGCCACGGAGUCGGUGCGCCGCCUGCUGCGCCUGGACGAGGCGUCCGGCUGGCUGAGCGUGCUGCACCGCAUCGACCGCGAGGAGGUCAACCAGCUGCGCUUCACCGUCAUGGCCCGGGACCGCGGGCAGCCGCCCAAGACCGACAAGGCCACGGUGGUGCUCAACAUCCGCGACGAGAACGACAACGUGCCCACCAUCGACAUCCGCAAGAUCGGGCGCAUCCCCUUGCGCGACGGCGUGGCCAGCGUGGCCGAGGACGUGCUGGUGGACACCCCCAUCGCCCUGGUGCAAGUCUCGGACCGCGACCAGGGCGAGAACGGCGUGGUGACCUGCACCGUGGUGGGGGACGUGCCCUUCCAGCUCAAGCCGGCCAGCGAGGGCGAGGGGGAGCCCCAGAACAAGCGCAAGUACUUCCUGCACACCUCGGCCCCCCUGGACUACGAGGCGGUGCGCGACUACAACGUGGUCAUCGUGGCCGUGGACUCCGGCAGCCCCAGCCUGUCGAGCAACAACUCGCUGCUGGUGCGCGUGGCCGACACCAACGACAACCCGCCCGUGUUCAGCCAGGCCGCCUUGGAGGUCUCUUUCCCGGAGAACAACGCCCCGGGCGAGCGGCUGGCCACCGUGCUAGCCACCGACGCCGACAGCGGCAAGAACGCGGAGUUGGCCUACUCCUUGGAGGCGUCCCCGGCCCAGGCGCCCGCCGGCCUCUUCACCAUCGACGCCGACUCCGGGGAGGUGCGGGUGCAGGCGGCGCUGGACCGCGAGCAGCGCGACGCCUACGAGUUCCAGGUGACGGCCCGCGACAAGGGGGUGCCGUCGCUGCAGGGCUCCACGACGGUGCUGGUGCGCGUGGCCGACCGCAACGACAACGAGCCGCGCUUCAUGCAGGACCUCUUCACCUUCUACGUCAAGGAGAACCUGCAGCCCAACAGCCCCGUGGGCAUGGUGACCGUCAUGGACGCCGACAAGGGCCGCAACGCCGAGCUGCGGCUCUCCAUCCAGCCGGGCGAGGCGCCGCCGGGCAUCUUCUCCAUCGAGAACGACACGGGCACCAUCUUCUCCGCCGUCUCCUUCGACCGGGAGCUGCAGACCAGCUACACCUUCAAGGUCAAGGCGGUGGACGGCGGCGAGCCCGCCCGCUCGGCCACGGCCACCGUGUCCCUCUUCGUGAUGGACGAGAACGACAACGCGCCCGCCGUGGCCGCGCCGGCCAACGGCUCCUACACCGUGCUGCCGCCGUCGAGCCACGCGCGCACCGUGGUGGCCGCCGUGCAGGCCCGCGACUCCGACGCCGGCGCCAACGCGGAGCUGAGCUACAGCAUCGUGGGCGGCAACCCCUACCGGCUGUUCGAGAUCGACGGCGCCAGCGGCGUGGUGUCGCUGGUGGGCAAGCUGGCGCCCAAGCACCGCGGCUUGCACCGGCUGGUGGUCCGCGUCGACGACGGCGGCCAGCCCCCGCAGUCGGCCACGGCCCUGCUGCACGUCUUCGUCAACGAGAGCCUGGCCAACGCCAGCCUGGUGGAGGGCCAGGUGGCCCGCAGCCUGCACACGCCGCUGGCCCGCGACAUCGCCGGCGACCCGGGCUACGAGCUGGGCAAGCAGCGGCUGAGCAUCGUGGUGGGCGUGGUGGCCGGCGUGGUGGCCGUGGUGCUGCUCAUCCUGGUGGUGGUACUGGCCCGCUACUGCCGCGCCAAGGGCCAGCGCGGCGGCUACGAGGCCGGCAAGAAGGACCGCGAGGACUUCUUCGCGCCGCCGGCCCACGACAAAGCCAAGAAGCCCAAGAAGGACCGCAAGGCCAAGAAGGGCGGCGGCAAGCAGCCCCUCUACAGCAGCAUCGUCACCGUCGAGGCGGCCAAGGCCGACGGCGCCCGCUACGACGGCGUGCACGAGAAGCUCUCCGCCGACAGCCCGGCCCUCAGCCGCUACCGCUCCGUCAACGGCGGGCCCGGCAGCCCGGACCUGGCCCGGCACUACAAGUCCAGCUCGCCCCUGCCCACCGUCCAGCUCCACCCGCAGUCGCCCACCGCCGGCAAAAAGCACCAGGCCGUGCAGGACCUGCCCCCGGCCAACACCUUCGUGGGCGCGGGCGACAACAUCUCCAUCGGCUCGGACCACUGCUCCGAGUACAGCUGUCAGGCCGGCAGCAAGUACAGCAAGCAGCCAUUUCGUAGAGUGACGUUUUCAGUUGUGAGUCAGCCUCAAGACCCGCACCAAGGGUCAUUGCAGAGUUGCUAUGACAGCGGUCUGGAGGAGUCAGAGACACCAAGCAGUAAGAGCUCUUCAGGCCCAAGGCUGGGUGCCCUUCCACUCCCCGAGGACAACUACGAAAGGACUACGCCGGAUGGCAGUGUUGGUGAGGCAGAGCAUAUGGAAAAUGAUUCAAGACCUUUACCAGAUGUAGCCCUAACUGGGAAGUGCACACGGGAAUGUGAUGAGUACGGCCAUUCAGACUCUUGCUGGAUGCCGGUCCGCACUUCGCCCGAAAGGAAGCCGAAAAGCCAGCCAAAACUCUCAACUUUCAUGCCCGUUGAUGAACGGGGCAGUCAAGAGAAGCUGGCCAAUGGAGAAGCCUCCAUUAUGGGUGAUCGCAACAGAAACCUCCUGAACAAAAAGUUGACCUCAUCCUAUGAGACCUUCAGUGCAUCUAGCUUCAGCAAAAGCGAGGACGCCAACCCAGAGGAUAUUCCCCUCACACAGACCGGGGAAUACAAGCCAUCUCCUGUCAACACUUUAACUAGAAGGGAAGUUUACCUUUAGGCAACAAGGAAGCAACAAAAAUGGUUCUCUCACGUGUAAGAAGGGAAUUUGAAAACAAAAGGCAAAAACCUAUAAAUGGAAACAGUUUAAACUAAAAAAAUAAAGGAAAGUCUAUUGAAAACAAGAGGGGGCUACCAAAGAGACGAAAGCUUGGCUUGCCACUUCUGCCUCCGUGCCAGGCACUUACGUACCCAGUCUGCCUGGCGAUGCUGUACAAUGUAGAAACCAUUGUUGUUCCUGCAUGCCUGAUUCCCCGGCUCACCAAUCUUUCUUUUCCAAAAUUUAUGGUUGUAAAUUCCUUUCAAGGUAAGAAGUCUGAAUUGGAAAGAACCACAGAAACUGCUGUUACCCAAUUUCUGCCCCCCUUCUCCACUGCUGAAGCAAUGUUUAAGCCGCUCUGAUUCCGGUUUGGUGGUCAUUUGGCUCAUUUGGAAGAACACGUUAGGGUUUUUUCCCCACCUUAAACAUGUAUAAAUGUGCAUAUGUGUGUAUGUGUGUUUAUAUGCAUCCAUACAUCCAUACACACACACGUACACACACAUAGAUUCCCCAAAAGAUCAUAUGAGUAUUGCUGGUUCCCAUCAGAGAUGAGCCUUUGGAAACCACAGCAAAAACAUGUAAAGGGAUAACUUUACAAAGCGCUUUGUGAAGAUCUCAGCUUUAAUACAGUCCCGUGGCUGAAAACAGCAGAGAAAAUCUAUUCAGCCUAAAACUACAGUCCAAAACAUAACAUGUUUUCUGUGACCAUGAACUGGGGGUUCAGUUUUAUCCAUAAAAUAACUACUAUCUCAGCUUUCAUCCCUCUUUCUGUCUCAUCCUUUUUCUCUCUACCCAUCCCUCUACACCUCACCCUCAACCCUCAACCCUUUCAGCUUCAUAUAAACAAAGAAUGAUGAUCUGUGUCCUGGCAUACUAAGGAUAAACUGCUCAACUGGUAUCAUUUGUUUUCAAAAGGCCAACUUUUUUAGCUUGGAUGACCACCGUAACUAAAAGGCCAAAGAUUGCACCAUGGAUCAGGGGAAUUGCUUAUUGGUCUUGGUUUAGUCAAUUGGACAUACAGACAUGCACAAACACGUAAACGCAUGUCCCACACACUUUUCCACAGCAACCUAUGCUGCCAGCCUUGAUAAUGUAGUUCUUUUCAAAAUGGAGUUGAGUUGAAUUCCCAAAGGGGACCGGUCAGGUGAGUUCUGUUGGCAAUGCCGUGACACCUCAGAUGCCAUAUUAACAUGACCCUCCAGGUCCAGGGUGUAUUUUCCUUAGAAGUUUUCACAUCCAUACAGGAGGAUGUGCUGAUGAACCACAAAACGUCCUGAGGGGGGAAACUGAACGAAGAGUGCAGCGAGGACAGAGGAAGAACAUGCUUCAUGUCAAGUACGACGCCAUCUUCUUUGAAAGUGGAUGCUGACUCUUGGGUCGUCAACAGUCCAAGUUAACCGUUUGCUCUUGGUGAAGGUAUUAUGCAGGUUUUCUUAAAAAACACAAGUGCAUUUAAACUGAGUCCUGUGCAAUACAAAGCCAAUCACGAGACUCAAAGGUGACCAGGAGUCUUGGUUGAUGUCACUGCCGAUGUGUUCUGUACAAAAUAGUUUUGUUUCAGGCAACUUGUGAAGAAUCCAAAACUGAUCAAUGGGGUUGCAGAGCUCUGGGCGGUGGCAGUUCUCAUAGUUUGCACUAUAUAAGGUGAAUAGGAGAAUGGACCAGGUAUAUUUCGUGCAAUAAGAAGUGAACAGAGUUUGUAGAAUCUGAGCUAGUUCUGUCUUGAGGACCAGGUGGUGGUAAAGAGUGGGUGAGCUUAGACAUUCAAAUGAAACUGACAAUCAGUCUAUGCAGUGGGGACAGCUUGAGAUGUGGUACAAAGAGAAACCGAUCCCUCUGGUUGUUUAACUUGGCAUUAAAGCAUGACUAGAUGGCUCUAGUAGAUUGUAGUCACAAGAUAGCUUUGGGUAAUUUCUUGCUUUAAAAAAAUGACAUAGAAUAUAAUGUUAAACAGUCUGAAAUACAGGUUGAUUGAGAGGUACAAACUCAUCACAACUUUUAUCUUUUGACCCCUCUUCCCAGCAAAGUGCCCUAUUAUUGUCUGUGCAUUUUUCUUAAAAAAAUCUUCUUGCAUUUAUUUUGAAAUUAGUUUGUGUGUAGCAGUUCCAGAUGGGCACACUUUAGAAUCGAAAGAUAUUAAGGAAAAUUCUAAUACACCAUUUUUAAAUUAUAGAGAUGCAAAUUUUGACUUGUAUUAGAGGACUGAAUACAACUGCUACUGUAUUACAUAACUUUUAAGGGACAAAAAUGAUUCUCAAAGUACUUAAGAUAAAAGCUUACACAUUUCCUGCAGAAUUCAACAGAAAACACAAUUGUAUCAUCCCUGUGGCCAACAGAGAUAUUUUUAAAAGUAAAAAUCUAAUUCAUUGAAUAUAUACUUGAGAUCCACUCAAGAAAAGAGCUCUAGAUAAACUUUCUCUCUUUUAAACUGUUUUCUAGAAAGCCAGUACAGGUCAGAGAAUUCACAAUUGAAUUCAUCAUCAGCCACUCCCCAUUUUUUUGCUACAAUACAAGACAAACCAUGUGAUUGAGGAAUUUACCUAAUUUACUCAUAGAGCUGCAAAAAGAUAACAAAACAAACAAUUACAACAUACUUGUUGGUAUUCACAACAAUUCUAGUAAAAUCUAACCACUGAAACAUAGUCAAUUGCUUCUUAUGACCUGGCAUGACACAUAUUUUUGUGGGGAGGGGAGGUUUCCAUUUGAAAUGAAUUAAAUCUGGUGGCACUCCAUAUAUAGAGUGGUUUUGUAAAAAAAAUCAAUAAAAGUAAAAUGAAAAAUUUUAGAGUGAAUGCAAAAUAUGCAACUGUGCCUUUUAUACCUGUUGUUAUGGUAAAAUGGUGGUUGGGGUUAGAAACUGAAGAUUAAUGGGCUAUUCCCACCUUUUUGAACCUGUAUAUUUAACCAUGUUUAUUUUCUGAGAAAUGGAAAAAAAAUGAUAUAUUUGAAGAAGAAAAAAACUUCUACCAAACUCAGAUAAUGGACCAGUCUUAAAUAUCAUUCAUUAUGAAAACCAUGAAAGUGGUUUUAGAAUGGGACAUUUGUCGUCAGACUAGCUGCAUUACCAUUGACUGAGCGAUCCUAAGCAGAUCUACUCAGAAGUAUAUCCCAUUGAUUGAGUGGGACUUACUCCCGGAAAAAGUGUUCUUAGGGUUGCUGCCAGAGCAAUUUUGGAAGAUGUCACAAGUUUGUUUGACAGGAAAAAAACCCUGAUAUUUUGAUAUUCUUUUUGUUUGUUUGCUGUUGGCAGCCAUUUUGUGUUCAUUCCACCAGGCAAGAAUCCUGUUAAUUUUUAUUUAAUCCCACAGGCCAACUGAAAACUACUGUGCAUGCAUUUUACUUUCACACAUUUAUAGACUGACACGUCACGUAACUUUCUCUGAAUUAGAAAAUGUCUGUAUUAACUUCAGUCUAAACUCAUGCUCAUUCCGACCUCCAGAUAUGCUAAUCUUUAGUCAAUAUGAUUUCCGACUGGCCUGCUGCCUGAGUUUCAGAAAACAAGGUAGACAUUAUUUUUCUGUGGGGGAAGAACUCCAAUGCGAGACUGAAGGUGCUUGGCUGAGAGGCUACCCUGGGAAGUUGUCAUAUGGGAAUAUGGGGAAAUGGAGAGGGGAGGGGUUAAAUGAAGCUCCCGUAAAUGCAGUGUCACUAAAGGACUUCUACGUCAAGAGUGGGACAGAUCUGUGAUAAAGAUUGAGUGUUUUCUUAAGUGCUGGCUGAUGGAUGGUGGUAGAGAUGAACCUUGACCUUGACAUUUAAGUUGGGCGUUAACCUGAGGAAUGUAACAUUUGGAAGAGGGCACCAUUUUCCAGCUACCUAGGGUACACUUUCAGAUAUUUCUUUUCCUGGAUUUUGAAGCACUUAAGCAUUUGGUGUGGUUACGAUCUGUUUGUAAUAUUAAUCAUUGACUAUUGUUCUGCAACUUGGAUGUUGAUAGUGAAGCAAAGAACAACUUAUCAUUGUUUAUUAUGAGUCACUAUGCACGCAACUAUGCUAAAAAAACAUGGCAAAAAUGUAUUCAAUGCUAGUCCACCUCUAUUUAUGAAAGAUUUUUGCAUAAUUUAAGUUGCUUUUGUACAGUUUUCUGUAAAUAAAUUGCUUGUCAUUUUUGUCUCUGCAAAUUAAAAUAUAACAUGAUCAAA